Messenger RNA from Ilex paraguariensis (yerba mate), 693 nucleotides. The record is from the annotation of a GenBank genome assembly. NCBI's taxonomy places the organism in Eukaryota, Viridiplantae, Streptophyta, Magnoliopsida, Aquifoliales, Aquifoliaceae.
AUGGUCCUGGUUGUUUCCUUGACUGAGAAGUUGCAAGCAAAAGAAGACCCGCUUCCGGUGGAUGCAGCCCAUGUUCCAGCCAUGCAGUUCACCAUGAAGGUCGAGGAUCGGCUUAGCAUGGACAGCGGAGAAAGCGCAGUGGUGGACGAGAAUGGUCCACAGCUUGUGGACGGUUGUGAUUCAUACCUCCCUAGUGAAUACUACCCUGGAUGUGUUGCAACACCACUUGAAGGGAUCCAAUCAGAAGACGAUGAUGGUAGUGAUGAUGGCCGGAGUUACUUCUCCAAUGCAUUUGUUGCAACGGAAGAGCAACACCGUGAGGAAGGAGAGACACUGGGCUGGUGGGUUGUUUCCUUGACUGAGAAGUUGCAAGCAAAAGAAGACCCGCUUCCGGUGGAUGCAGCCCAUGUUCCAGCCAUGCAGUUCACCAUGAAGGUCGAGGAUCGGCUUAGCAUGGACAGCGGAGAAAGCGCAGUGGUGGACGAGAAUGGUCCACAGCUUGUGGACGGUUGUGAUUCAUACCUCCCUAGUGAAUACUACCCUGGAUGUGUUGCACCACCACUUGAAGGGAUCCAAUCAGAAGACGAUGAUGGUAGUGAUGAGGGCCGGAGUUACUUCUCCGAUGCAUUUGUUGCAACGGAAGAGCAACACCGUGAGGAAGGAGAGACACUGGGCUGGUGGGUCUGGUCUUAA